Patella vulgata (common limpet) is the source of this 3397-nucleotide messenger RNA. RefSeq lists its product as uncharacterized. The record is from RefSeq and is a predicted model, not a curated record. Lineage: Eukaryota; Metazoa; Mollusca; Gastropoda; Patellidae. The transcript has 3 exons. The coding region runs from base 1901 to 3349 and encodes 482 amino acids.
CAACCCUACUUUUGGGGGAAUCGAAACCACGCCACUUGACUCAAUUGCAGACCUUGGGAUCUAACGGGCACGCGUGAAACAUUUCGACCACCCAGCUCCCCAUUAGUCUAAUAAAGGAAGAUUGUGUUUCUUGGAUAUCGAAGAUUGUAAAAGCCAGUUUUAAUUCACAUACCAGUUGGCGAUAUUGGUUGGUUUAGCGGCACGCGGAGAGGUCAUGUGUAUAACACAGGAACAGUUAUAGCUUUAAACUGCUGUGAAAGAAGAUUCAGUCAGUCUGUCAGUCGACUUGUUAUUGUGUUUAUCAAGUGGAAUUUAUGAAUGACGCGUGAUUAUUAUUUUAGUUCCAGUUACCUAUGGUCAGUUAAUGGUCAGUUAACAGGGAACGACACAGUGUUGUCGAGCGAUCAAGGAUAUUAGGAAACGAGUGAUGAUACGUAAUGAUGGAGGAGUUAAUUAUAUUAGAUAUAAACUAUAUGGAUUAAACAUCAAACAUCAAACACCGACUGACACUUUUGUUAUUGUACCACUGACCAAUACUGAAACAUUUAUUUGGAAAAAAGUGAAGCGUGUAAUUAUUAAAUCAGACACCCAGAAAAGGGAGAAUUUUGAAUUAAAUCCGGAGUUUAAAAUAAAUAUCCCCAAGUUGUGUAGCUUCAACGAUCUAUAAUAAAGACCACAGAGGAAGAAAUGGUCAGAUCUGGUGUUGAUUCUUCUAUUGUAGUAAAUAAUCUAAAGGAACCAAGGAAGUGUACAAUAUAUGUAAACGUGUUAAGUUAGUGGAAAAACACGUCGAAACGAUAGGAAACUUCAAAAAUAUACCUCAAAACAAUUAAGCGUUGUAUACGGAAUUUUAUGUUUCUGGAAUAUGUGAUCUAGACUUUAGAUGAAUUAAGGGUUAUAUGAAGACUUAUGACUGUACUUGUUGAUGAGGUGGAUUUCAUAAACGAUUAAACAAGCUACAAAACCAGAUGCUGUACAUGAUAAAGAUGUGAGGAUACAAACUUAGUUAUUAUUAUAUCAAACGUUAAAUAAACUUCGGGCACCUGCUAAAACUUUUAAUAUUAACCCAGUAUACUCGUCAGGUUAACAUUGUUAUAACCAAAGUUAUUAUUAACUCAGAAAACUCAAGUAGACUUUGUUAUAACCAGUGUUAAUAUUAACCCAGUAAACUUGUCAAGUAAACCAGUUCUUGUUAUAACCAGAGUUAAUAUUAACCCAGAAAACUCGUCCAGUAAACCUUGUUAUAACCAGAGUUAAUAUUAACUUAGAAAACUCAUGUAGACCUUGUUAUAAACCAGAGUUAAUAUUAAUCUAGAAAUUUCAAGUAAACCUUGUUAUAACCAGAGUUAAUAUUAACCCAGAAAACGCAAGUAAACACUAUCAUAACCAGAGUUAAUAUUGGCCAGUUUUAUUUGGAACUUGGAAUAUACAAAUAUUAACUACGUUUCCUUAGUAGUUAACGAAACUGUAUUCUAUAAUAGGAUUGUUCUUUGAAAUAUCGACUACAUUUCUGUGAAAUUGCCAAAGGAUAUGAUUAUUAUGACAACAUUGCUUUAGAGAGAUCCGAGAAUAAUAUUAUUGGCAUUAUUAAUUUUAUAUACAUGUAUAGUGUUCACGAAUAUCAUUAUUGGUUACUAUUGUGGUGGAUAAUUGUUGCUAUUGAAUUUAAAAUAACCAACAAGUGUCUUAUGUCGUAGGACAGUGUCGAAAAAGCUUUUCCUGUUUUUCAAGAAACAAGAGCUGUAUCGCAAGACCCUAAGAAGUGAUUUACUUACAUGUAGAUGUAACUGAAAUCUACGUGUAUUUUAUAAGUCAUAGACCAACGUAUUAUUUCCAGGAAAUCAUCCAAUAACAUCGAACAGUGUCUAAAACGUAGAUUUGAAUCCAACUAAAAGUUAAUAUGAAGACGACUAACAAUAAAACCACCACUACAAAUAGCCUUUUUUCUUCAUUGUGUCACUUGUCGAAAGAGGCAGCACUAAGGAAGACAUUUUUUCUGAUCAGCAUUUCGGCGUUCAUAGUAUGUUUGCUGUUGUACAGUCAUUCAAGGUUUUCGUCUAUGAUGUCAUCAAAUCACGAGUUUCAUCAUUUCAAACAGAAUUUUCAUUGGAGGGUUUUGAGUAAAGGUUUCCAGGGUCAUCCCGAAAACCCUAGUCAAUAUGGAAACCUAAUAUCAAAUUCAUCCAACAAAUUCCCAUUUCUAUUUGACCUCGAGGACAGCUCAACUUCUACAAGAAGUGGCGGUAAAGUUACGUCAUCUGUGACGCGUGCUGUUUUAAGCGUUCUUAAAUCGUCAUCGAAAGUGAAUUCUACGCUGAAAGUAAAUAUUUCAACUGACAGUGUAAAUGGUCACCAUAGUAACCAGAAAUAUUUGGUUUAUUUAUGUGACGAUACAGCGUGGUGUGGUGGCUGGGGAGAUAGACAGCGCGGAGUCGUCUCCCUUUACUUGCUUUCAUUAGCCUAUAACCGGACAUAUGGUAUUCUUAUGACGUCACCGUGUGAUCUUGCUCAGUUUUAUCAACCUAAUAAAAUAUUUUGGUCGUUUGACCCGCAUUUGUUGAAAAAUAAAACAUCUAAAGUUGUUUACGCCGUGGAUUCUGGUUCACUGAAAUUAGACAGCAAAAGUAAACAACUAGAAGAUAUUCUUUACAUUCAAACAAACAUGGAUAAUGUGCCAGCCAUUCGAAAACAUUUCCGAAGUAAAAUGCCUAAAUGGAUUUUACAAAAAAGUAGGCCUGCCAUUUUUCGAGAGGUGUGGCAACGUCUUAUGAAGCCGACGCCCCGAUUACAAAAGCGCCUGGAUAAUCUAUUAUUAUCUGGUAAAGAUACUGGAAAAUUAGUAUGUGCUCACGUGAGGAUAGGAUACAGUAAAAAUCUACCGAAUGACCCUCCUCGUAUGGCUAUAGCAAGUAUCGACAUAUUAUGGAACUUCAUGGAAAAUAUUCAAAAUGUUCGAAAAUAUUUUGUUGCCACAGACAACGAUGACGUCAGGAUAUCAGCCAGGAGACGUUUCGGUGAUUUGUUUGUGGAUACGGGCGGGACAAUUUUACAUAUAGACAGACAGCGAAACAGGAACGAAUCUUGUGUGGGAUUCGAAACGGCCAUCUUGGACCAAUUAGCAUUGACUAAAUGUGAUAUUUUAAUUAUUAGCGCUAGUAAUUUCAGUAUUCGUGGUUCCAUGUUAAAAACAGUAUUAGAAAAUAUUUACCAGUUUGAUGGGGAAUUAAUUAAGCCCUUCUCACCAUUCAGUCGUUUUAGACAUCGUCGCCAUGUUGAAAAUAGUACUACACAUUCAUACGAAAUAACUGUUGACAAUAGGAAUAUUGAAGUGUAUGUUUUGAAGAUUUAAAAUAAAAAUUAAAAGCGGGAUUUAACCCGUGGUUGUAUAAUGUCGUCA